This is a messenger RNA of Salpingoeca rosetta, 546 nucleotides long. RefSeq lists its product as uncharacterized. Bases 1 to 546 code for a protein of 181 amino acids. Lineage: Eukaryota; Choanoflagellata; Craspedida; Salpingoecidae. The transcript is spliced from 2 exons. The record is from RefSeq and is a predicted model, not a curated record.
AUGUUGGUACAGGCUGCGACGCAGGCUGGGCAGCAUGGGCAACGCGACCAGACGUCCGUGCCACAGCAAGCAUCUCUCGAACAGCAGCAGCAAGCAUCUCUUGAACAGCAGCAGCCAGCAUCUCUCGAACAGCAACAAAAGCAGGAACGGCUGAAGCGGCGGCGCGCAAAGAAGAAAGACACGGAACAGGUUCGUCGCGACGCCAUCAACGCUCAUGUCGAUGAACUCAGCCGUAUCGUGCUGCCAGAGAAUGCCUCGGCCAUCCUGCGCCGGAGUUACCGGGCGGUGGUCAUGACAUGUGUUGUCUACGCCUUCACCAAGGCUGACCCAGGGUUCUUUGAGCUCGCAAACAUGCACCGCCAGCGCGUGCGCAAGGAACAACUGACGGCCGCCUUUGUGCGCCAGGUUUUGCCGGAGUGCGCCCACGCUGACGCAUGCACAACGCCAUCACAGCGCAGGCUGCAAGCGCUGACAGGGGAUAACAAGCGAACCGAGUAUGAAGGAAUUGUCUACGAUCGGCUGGCCGCCCUUAGCGACAUCGUCUAA